Candida tropicalis MYA-3404 is the source of this 1923-nucleotide messenger RNA. RefSeq lists its product as uncharacterized. Gene Ontology annotation, molecular function: protein binding. Lineage: Eukaryota; Fungi; Ascomycota; Pichiomycetes; Serinales; Debaryomycetaceae. The transcript has a single exon. The record is from RefSeq and is a predicted model, not a curated record. The coding region runs from base 1 to 1923 and encodes 640 amino acids.
AUGAUUCCAGAUAUUAGAUUUGGUUUUCACAAGCAAAUACUUGCUUCACGCUCACCCGUAUUCCAAAAACUAUUCGAUCUCAAUGAUGUGAAUGAGGUAUUAAUUGCCGACAAUUUUAAAGCUGUAUGGGUACCAGAAAAAUCAACUAUAAAUGUUCUUACAGAGAUUCAACUGUUUUCUGUAUUGUUGGUCCUCCACAGCGUCUACACGGGUAUUAAACUUGAUAUUGCACAUCAUUACGGUUCACGUCAUAAACUUCAAGAACGUAUGAAGUUGGUUAAUGACCAAUAUAAUUCGCUUUGCAAUUUGUUUGAUAUCAGCCAUAGUAAGGAUUCAGUGGUUGAAGCAUUUGGAGAACUACUUUUGAAAUCGGAAGGUGAUGUGGUUUUAAAAUUAAACGAUGGUAAUCUUCGUGCUUAUUCCUAUAUACUAAAGUCCAGAUCGGCGUUUUUUGAAACCAUGUUUUCUGAGAGAUGGGAUGAUAUACAACAAGAUAAGGAACUCGAUUUCACUGGAUUGUCCAAGUUUCAAAUGACCAUUAUAUUAAGACACUUGUAUGGUAUAAGUAAUGAGAACCUUUUGGAUUAUUUCAUUGGUAAAACCACAGAUCGAGAUGUUUUCAUUGAUGAGGUUCUACAACUUAUUGAAAUUUGUGACGAACUUUUAUUAUUCCUGCUCAAGUGUUCACUUUCCGUUGCUAUUUGUGAAUUGAUAAGUUUAGAAAAUGUUGUUCCUCUUACAAUUCAUUCACAGUAUUUGUCUUGCGACAUGAUUUUCAAAAACUGUUGUUGGUACAUGUAUAACAAUUUAGAAGUUUUGAUAUUUGAUUCUGGUUUCACUGGCAUGCCACUGGACAUCUUGAAUAAAGUUGAGACUGAAUUUCAAUAUUUAAGCAAUUGCAAAUUGGUUGACCACAAACCAUAUAAUGAUUGUUUCUUUGAAUCUAGUUCUGAUUUGGUAGCUGAAUUUAUCCAUGAAUCUAAUACCUACAAUGAACAUUUUAUGAGUGAUCGAAAGGGAUUUUCAUCAUUUGAACCAUUGAUUGAUAAUAUCUAUUCUGAAAUAUUGAAACCAAAGGCUGUGGUCAAGAAGCGUAGAUCAAGAAAGAGUUCCACUAUCAAGAAUGAUAUCGUUGACUUUAGACAAGGUUUAAUCAAAGAAAGGGUUGAAGAAGCUUUGAUUCAAGAAGUUAUUGAUGAUCAUGAUGGUUUUACUGUUGUUGGUAAAAAAUCAAAACAGAAAUCCCCACCACCAAAUUCAGAACCAAUUUUAUCCAACACUAAAUCAGAAACACUUACAAAAAGUCAUACUUCAGUUGGUCACACUGGUGAUGUUGCAACUGCUGGUCUUAGUCCAUUUUCCAACUGGGCAACUAAAUCGGCAGUUUUGGAAUCAGAAGCUUCCACGAGAUCAUCAACACCGACAGGUAAUGUUACAUUCGAGGUGCAACCCACAUUGUCAAAACCAAAAGUACAAAAAAUGAAAAUUGGUCCAGUUGCCAAAGUAUCUCAAAAGGAGCGUAAACGUUUGGCCGCUGCUUCUGCUGCUGCUGCUGCUGCUGAAAAUAAUACAAGUACUAUGAAUUCUAAAGAUUCUUCUAAGGCUUCUCCAUGGUCCCUCCAAAGCUCCAAGGUUUCACCAUCUAUCAAUCUGAAAAUUAAAGAUUUACCUGUUCUUGGAUCAUCCCGAUCUAUUCCAAAACACUCCCCACCUGAAAAGAAAACAAUAUCACCAAUUUCAGCGCCUACUUCAACUUCUCCAACACCAUCAUUAGCCGAUGUAAUGAUGCAAGAAUCAUUUGCCAAAUGGUGGGAAGAAGAGUCCAAACGAGUUCAAAAGGAGAUGAAAACAUCAGGAAGGAAUAAAAAACCUCCAUCUCGAAAAAAAACCAAUGGCAACAAAAUGAAUGCACGAACAGUGUAA